UAUUGAUCUUUUGUCUUAUUGAAAUUCUAUUAAUGGACUCAAAAUCUCUCAAUCUAAAGUGAGUCCAAUGAGCAGCCCAAUAAACAGUGACUAACAGCAAUUAACACAGUGUAUACAAUUUUACUAUCUCAUAUGGACAGUUUGUACUGUUCGGACUAACAGCUUUUAUCUCGAUUAAAUUGUUCAUCACUAAAUGAAUACCUUGUUGUUUUCCGUUAGUGUUGUUUCGAAUAAAUUACAUGCUAUACACAUUUAAUUAAGUUAUUUAUUGUAUAUUUACUCUAAAAAAAUUAACAUACAAUUUUAAGUUAGAUUCUGUUAAUAUGUUAAAAACUUGUUUUGGGUGUUGCCCCCUGCGCAAUGGCGUUAGCGUAAUUGCUAUUGUAAAUAUAAUUUGGAAUAUCCUAAUGCUGUUAUUACAUGUUAAACAUCGUACUAAUCAAUACUCAAAAAUAGACUUCGAAGAAAGGAACACGACAUUAUAUGAUGAUGAUAAAAAAGACUCUUUUCAAAGUACACAAUGGCAAAAAAUAUCUGCUUUAACUGAUAUAUUCAUGGACUAUAUAUUCAUAUUCGCUGCUAGCUGGAUCGCAUUGGAAUUAAUAUCAAAUAUUGCUCUUAAACAGUCGACCUUCAAACAAGCGCCACACAAAAUCUAUGUUUGGUUAACAGUUUAUUCUGCAAAUCUGUUAUUUAUGUUAAUCCAUUUAGCUUAUUAUAUGUCAAUAAUAAUAAAGCAUUCAAUUCGGUUGAAUAACAUAGACAUAAUGGGCGAUGACUUUGGAAAUUUUUAUCAAAAAUUAAUGUACAUAAUAAUUAUUUUGUUUGAAAUUACUAUUAUCUACUCAUACUACAUCACAGAACAUAAUGAAAGGUUAAAUACGCAUGUACAACUCAAAUGGAAAUACAUAUCCAAAGGAAAAAUUGAGUCUCAAGGUGUUGAUAUUGCUCAUACAUCAGCUUUCAUGACUUCAACAUCACGUCAAACUCAAGAAAGAUCUAAAUUACCACCGUACAUAACCAAUGUUCUACAGGAUAGUUAUGUAGUCUAUAUUAAUUCUUCAUUGUUGUCUCAAAUUUUCCAUGUAUUACCUACAUUAGCGUUUAGAGUUAUCAUGUUAUAUUCAUGUUUUGGAUGUUGUUCCAUUCGUACCGGAAUUAAUUACAUUACUUUUUUCAACAUGUUGUGGAUCACAAUAGCGAUGAUGAUCAAUUUCAUAGUCCGUUCAACACUCAAUGAAUUCCACCAUGAAAUAAGAAUAGAGCAAACGCCGCAAACGUUCAAUGACCAACAAGAUUCUAAUGAAACUGUUCAACUGACGAAUCUAAAUUCUACGACCGAUAUUUUAGAUUUGCUUGGUGAACCAACGCUAUUAAUGAGUGAUUUGUUCCUGGACUACAUACUCAUAGUAAGAACGGCAUUUCAUGUAAUGGAAUUCUACUUAAACGUGAGCUUGAAACAAUCAUCAUACACAGUUUCACCUCAACGGAUUUAUGCUUGGUUAGUAAUUUACUACUUCAAUUUGGGUGAAGCAAUAAUUGUUCAAUGUAUGGAAAUCGGGAGGCCUUCGUUUUCGAUGGAUUUUUUUAAGUGUUCGGAGUUCUUCCAUAUUAUAGUUAUUGGAGUUGAAUCAUACGUUGUCCAAUCAUAUUACAAUCAACAGAAAUUGGCUGCUGUAGACAAUUAUGUUGCUUUAAAAUGGAAAUAUCUUCCGGAACCUAAAAUGAAGUUUAACAAAUCAGCCAACACAACAACAAUAACAACGAUGAGAUGUGAUCUACCACAAGACGAGUCUGAUUACAUUCCAAUAUUUGUAAAAAACAUUAAAAAUUGUAAUCAUUAAAUUAAAACUUACAGUUAUUUCCAUUUGA
Molecule: messenger RNA, 1872 nt
Organism: Sipha flava (yellow sugarcane aphid)
Lineage: Eukaryota; Metazoa; Arthropoda; Insecta; Hemiptera; Aphididae
Exons: 10
Coding region: 324-1844 (506 amino acids)
Source: RefSeq, a predicted model, not a curated record